AAAGACCGCAGAUCUAUUGUUACAGAAUGGGAAGGUCUCCAUGCUGUGAUGAGAAUGGACUGAAGAAAGGACCCUGGACACCCGAGGAAGAUGAAAAGCUCGUGCACUAUAUUCAGAAACAUGGCCAUGGAAGUUGGAGAGCCCUCCCCAAACUUGCUGGGCUUAACAGAUGCGGAAAGAGCUGUAGGCUAAGGUGGACCAACUAUUUAAGACCUGAUAUUAAGAGGGGCAAAUUUUCUCAAGAAGAGGAGCAAACUAUUCUCCACCUCCAUUCCAUCCUUGGAAACAAGUGGUCUGCAAUUGCAUCUCAUCUUCCAGGCAGGACAGAUAAUGAGAUUAAGAAUUUCUGGAAUACUCAUUUAAAGAAGAAGCUGAUUCAGAUGGGCUUUGACCCAAUGACUCAUCAGCCAAGAACUGACCUCGUUUCCAGCUUGCCCUAUCUGCUGGCUCUGGCCAACAUGACGGACCUAAUGCAUCAUCCAUCACUGGAUGAACAAGCCCUGAAGCUACAAGCUGAGGCAGCACAGUUGGCCAAGCUUGAAUACCUUCAUUAUUUACUCCAAUCCACAAGUUCCUUGACUACCGACUCCUAUGACCAGAGUGCCAACAUCGCUAACAUGGAAGCCCUCAAUUUGCUAACUUCAAUGUCUAAUGUCAACGAGAAUCCAGUUAUAAACUGCCCACAAAUGGAUAACGCAUCCUUUUUUUCUAAUGGGAUUGCUGGCUCUCAACCACUCCACCACCCAAACAUGUUAUCUCAAGUCUCAGACCCACAAGUCUCUUUCAGUACUUCCCAACCAUGUUUGAAUAGUGAGAAGAAUCAGGAUACUAAUAAUAACUUUACAAUGGUUAGCGAAGGGGAUAACAUUGGCAAUGAGUCUUCAUGGAUGAUUCCGUCUCCUGCUCCAUCUGUUCACCCAACUGUGACAGGGACCUCAUCAAACAGCAAUCCUGGAGAUGCCAGCAGCCGCACCUCAAGCUAUGGAGGAGGAACCUCAUUUUAUUGGCCUGAACUCUUUUUCGACGACCCAAUUAUACAUAAUGCUUGACCCGGCUUAAUCAGUAUUUCAUCCGUGUGUUAUUUAUGCUUUUCAUAGUUUUCUCACGCCAAAGCCUAAUGCAUAUAGAGAUGCUAUACAUACUUCGGAUCAGUUAGUUUGAACUAUUUGGCUGAAUGCCACUGCCAUUUUAUUCAACAGUGUACACUUUUUUUUUUUUUCCUGAAUUAAACUUGGCCUUGAUCUGUUUUGUUUGAUGAUUUACCCUGUUCAAAGGAUAUAUAUUAUUUGG
Messenger RNA from Neltuma alba, 1290 nucleotides. RefSeq names its product transcription factor MYB93-like. Bases 27 to 1049 code for a protein of 340 amino acids. The transcript has 3 exons. Lineage: Eukaryota; Viridiplantae; Streptophyta; Magnoliopsida; Fabales; Fabaceae. The record is from RefSeq and is a predicted model, not a curated record.